CCACACCAAAGUUAAAUGCAAACCAACGAACAUACCUGCAUAUUACAAUACCCAAAGGCGCAAAAGUUUGCCAAAACCACAAUUUCCAGCCUUUUCCAUUUCCAAUGGCGAUUGCUUCACCAUCUCUUCGCCCUCUUCACAAAUCUCUCUUCCCGAAAUACCCUUGCCUUUCUCAGUGUUCACGCUUUCGUCCUUCCCUCCAUUUCUCUUCUCAACCGUUCCGCUUCACUGUUCGUGCGAGCUCCGCUGUCGCUUUGGAGCCGGAUUUAAGUUCUCAGCGGAAUCAAACAGUGGACACUGACUUGUUUUCUUGCCCUGUGUGCUACGAGCCACUGAUAAGAAAAGGUCCUUCAGGUCUUAACUUGGAAGCUAUCUACCGGUCUGGAUUCAAGUGUAAAAAAUGCAACAAAUCAUACUCGAGUAAAGAUGUAUACUUGGAUCUGACUAUUACUGCUGGAUUGAGGGACUACACCGAAGUCAAACCAGUUGGGACCGAGCUAUUCCGGAGUCCUUUUGUAUCAUUUGUCUAUGAAAGAGGCUGGCGUCAAAAUUUUAAUCGAAGCGGCUUUCCUGGGCCUGAUGAAGAGUUCAGAAUGGCUCAGGAAUACUUCAAACCUGCAGAAGGUGGCAUUUUGGUGGAUGUUAGCUGUGGAAGUGGUUUGUUUUCCAGAAAAUUUGCCAAAUCUGGGACAUAUUCUGGUGUUAUUGCACUUGAUUUUUCUGAAAACAUGCUGCGGCAAUGUAAUGAUUUCAUUGAGCAAGAUGCAUCUCUUUUAGCUAGCAAUAUUGCUCUUGUCAGGGCUGAUGUUUCCAGGCUUCCUUUCUCAUCGGGUUCCAUUGAUGCUGUACAUGCUGGUGCUGCCUUGCAUUGUUGGCCAUCUACUUCAAAUGCAGUUGCUGAAAUUAGCCGUAUAUUGAGAAGUGGUGGAGUUUUUGUUGGAAGCACUUUUCUUCGCUAUAGCUCUACUACUCCCUGGAUAGUACGACCUUUCAGAGAGAGGAUUCUGCAAAAUUAUAACUACCUUACAGAGGAGGAGAUAGAGGACGUAUGCACAUCUUGUGGUCUUACCAACUUUACAAAAAAGGUUCAGCAAUCUUUCAUCAUGUUUUCUGCUCAGAAGCCUUGAAGCUGGGUUUGGAUCAUUCGAAGUAUGAUUUUUCUUUCCUUGCAUAUCAUCUAUGAUGAUCCUUGAAAUUUGUUGUAUAAAUUAUUGAUUAUGUAGACACCAGGAAUAAAAGACCUGGAAAAAGAUGAUAAUCUGGGGAAGAGGCAAUAUUUGGUGUAUGCUUAUUAAUGCAAGUAUUGCCUGCUUGCGAAUUGAUGAUUGUGUAAAUACUAUUAAACUCAUUAUUAAUGCAAGGCAUUAUAUGGUCUAAUUAGCUGUCCAA
Theobroma cacao (cacao) is the source of this 1389-nucleotide messenger RNA. Its product is annotated as S-adenosyl-L-methionine-dependent methyltransferases superfamily protein. Lineage: Eukaryota; Viridiplantae; Streptophyta; Magnoliopsida; Malvales; Malvaceae. Gene Ontology annotation, molecular function: S-adenosylmethionine-dependent methyltransferase activity. The record is from RefSeq and is a predicted model, not a curated record. Gene Ontology annotation, cellular component: chloroplast.